AUGUCUUCUAACACUAGACCAAUAAAAUCGUCCCGCGCAAGACGAAACCCGAAUCCUAAUUGGCGUGAAGAUUUUUAUCGCAAUGGCCUUCCGGAUGACAAAGUAACAAGGAAAUCGGAUUCGUCACAGUCUUAUCCUCGAUUACCACCUAUGCAAAUAGAAACUAGGGGAAUGAAGCGAAACAGGCGCAUCUCUCCUAUAAGCAAUAAACAUAUACCAGCCUCCCAACUAUCAAUUCAACCAACAUAUAAAAGACGACGAAAGGAUGAAACUCAACUCAACCAAUACGUUGAGAAUAACUAUCGCGCUCCCAUUUCGAACACUUCUCAUACUUCAAAUCAUUAUCGUGAGCAAAUUUCGGUUAAAUCUCAUUCAUCUAUAGAUUCAUCACGUCAAGUUGUAAUACCUAAUCAUGACGAAAAGGAUGGUCAUUAUAUUGUAAAAGUUGGUGAAAUAUUGGAGAAUAGAUACAAAAUUCUUGGUCAAUUGGGGCAAGGUACUUUUGGAAAAGUUGUUAAAUGCUUAGAUCGUUCAACGAAUCGAUUAGUUGCGGUAAAAAUCAUUCGCGCAGUUCAAAAGUAUCGUGAUGCCAGUCGAAUUGAAAUUCGAGUAUUAAAUACUUUGAAAGAAAAAGAUCCCGAUAGUGUACAUAAAUGCAUCCAACUUCGUGAUUGGUUCGAUUAUCGUAACCAUAUUUGUAUGGUCUUUGAUUUAUAUGGGAUUUCUCUCUUUGAUUUCCUCAAGCAAAAUGAUUUUAAUCCAUUUCCCUUCAAUCAAAUUCAACAUAUUGCAAGACAACUACUUUAUUCUGUUGCCUUUGUGCAUUCGUUACGAUUAGUGCAUACAGACUUAAAGCCCGAAAAUAUUUUACUGGUGAACGAUUAUUAUAAAUGCAUUCCAUCUAGGCGAACUCCUGGUAAAAUGAAACGCAUAUUAUAUGAAUCUGAAAUACGUUUGAUUGAUUUCGGUAGCGCUACGUUUGAUGACGAGUAUCACUCUUCCGUAGUGUCAACCAGACAUUAUAGGGCACCUGAAGUUAUAUUAGGAUUGGGUUGGUCGUAUGCCUGUGAUCUUUGGUCUGUUGGUUGCAUCCUUGUUGAAUUAUUUACAGGCGAAGCAUUGUUCCAAACCCACGAAAAUUUGGAACAUUUAGCCAUGAUGGAACACAUACUUGGUAGAAUUCCCGAUAGAAUUAUCAAACAAAUGUGGUAUGGAAAUAAAAUUCUUAAUUAUCCAAAUGAUGAAACAACUAAGCAAAGUCGCAAAUACGUAAGAUCUUUGCGCACUUUAGAGGAAAUCAUCGAACCCGAAAAAUCUCCUUUCAGAGAACAAUUUUACGAUCUUCUACAACAACUUUUACUCUAUGAUCCUAAUGAACGAAUUACAGCGCGAGAUGCUUUGAGGCACUCUUUCUUUUAUAUGUCAUUUGACGAGGAGGGUAGACAAAUUCGACAGAUUUAUUGA
Diversispora eburnea is the source of this 1464-nucleotide messenger RNA. The record is from the annotation of a GenBank genome assembly. NCBI's taxonomy places the organism in Eukaryota, Fungi, Glomeromycota, Glomeromycetes, Diversisporales, Diversisporaceae.